GGUAAUUUCGGUAAAUGGGCGCCGCUUGACGGGACCCAGACCGAGACUCAGAGCGAGACCCGAUCAGCUGAUUGCUCUCCAGUCAAGGGGCGUUGUGUGUUAUUUUCAUUUUUUUGUGAGAUUAUGCCAAAUACUUCCCCUCAGAGGACCAGUACAUGUGUGUUCGUGUGUUUGUGGGCCACGGCGGUGCUGACUGUAGUGCUGGUGGUGCUGCUAGGAGGAGAAAUAGCCCCUACCCCCUGGACGCACAUCACAGUACAGGGCACUAAGUGUGUGAGUGAACCGGUGCAGGGCUGGUUCUUCCCCGCUGGCAAGCACGGCUGCAUAACUGCCAUUGAUUCCACUAACCACAGGAACAGGAAGUUGAAGGAGAUCGCCAGUCAUCCAGACAACAUCCAUUACUCGUUUCAGGUCCCACCAGUUGAUGCAGGUGGUGGGUUCUCGCGAUGGCAGCGGAGGCUUUACGCAGUCCUGCGCCUCCGCCUCCUCCACAUCGAUGGUUACUUCUCAGGGCACAGCAGUCGGGUGACCCUGAAGACCUCCCUGGGGUACACCACUGCCGGGGAGCUGUAUCGUCCCAGCCUCAUUGCAAGCAGCUACCAGGAACGUAAACUGUCGUGCAAUUCUGUCAAACGUCAUGUCUUCCGCGGCCAGACCUUCGACUGCUCCCCUCAAGUGCUGGCAGUCCUGUUCUCCCUGCAUCAUGACCGCUACCUCCUCAACCUCCUUAUCCCCACCAGAAGGGAGGACACCAAUGAGUUCACCAAUCGCAACCUGGGGCGGGUGACGGAUGUAUAUGUGACGUUCUUCAGCCAGGCGGUGUGGUACAUGCGGGUGCUGAUGGCGCUGCAGGUGCUGUUCUUCCCAGUGGUCGCUGUGCUGCUGUGGAAGUUCAGAAGGAGCGUCGCAGCACUGGAGCGUCCCCCCAACCAUUUGGAAUGCGUUCUGGCCCUCCUCGCCAUGGCCCUGCUUACCAUGAACUGUCCCGUGGAGGUGGCAUCCCUUGUGGUGGAGUGUCCCUGGCUGGUGGUGGUCAAUGAUGUCAGGAAGAACUUUUUCUAUGCCUCCUUCAUGACCUUUUUUCUCUAUCUUACUGACAAACACCUGGAGCCUGGACGAGUGUGCCCCCAUGCCAAGAGGGCCAUUAACCUGAGCAUCCGGUCUGGUACACUGGCCAUCAUCAUCGUGGACAUGACGGAGCACAUUGUGAGCAUACAGAACCCCCUGGCGGCCACGUACGAGCCCAUGCACCUCAGUAUGUCCAUGCUGAUGUAUGCCAUGCUGGCCUGCUACCUCUGCUGCAUCAGUGUGCGGACCUGUGCCGCCCUGGAUGCCAUCAGGAGGAAGGGCGUGGCGCAGGAGGAGGAGACACGGUGCCAGGAGGCCAUGGUGCUGGUGCUGACGUGGGUGGUGUUCUGCCUCAGUGCUGCAGACUUCGUGCUCAAGAGGCUUCAUGACGGGAUGUGGAUGUGGGAAUACAGCCUGGGAGAAUUGGAGAUAGAAAACACUGGUGGCUUUCUGCUUGGGGUGUUCUGCAUGUGGAACACCUACACCUGCGUGCUGCUGGUGGUGUACAGCCCCCUCAAGAAGGCGCCUGAGCCAAGAGGUCAGUCUGUGGCAAGAGGAUUGGGUCAGGUCAGGCCAGGUCAGUACAGGGGGUUGGAGGGUCGCUUUUUGAUGCCGAUUGAUUCCCCCGCAGUGAGGAUAGACAUGACGCGGGUGGUCGGGGUGCCGCUGCGGGCCAGGCAGUCCCCCUCCUUUGUCGACCUGAGGGUGACCACCUUAUGAAGACUGGGGAGUGUAGAACCAUAGAAGCAUCAUCACUGUGGAAGCACAAAACACCCACAGCACCACCUUGUCUUGCCAACAUUGAGGUGCUUGGGCCGGCAAGCAUUCCAAUCAUCCCUCCACGCCACUGCCACCAGGAUUGACUCAGGCUCUCCCUACACCUGGAGCCCUCGGAGCCCCUUCAUGCUGGGGAGAGGUAAGGCACACACUCCUCCCCGGGUCGUGUAAAGCCUCGUCUCACCUCGUCUCGUCUUGUCGGAAAGAUCUCACUCUGGUCAUCUCAGGAUUUCACGGUGUCUCUUGGGUUCUACUAAGGGGGGGUUUCUUGGUGUCUGGUUCCGAAGUUUUCUGUUUUGUUGCGUUUUUCAGUGGUCGAGUGAUUGAAGGGGUUGUGUGUGCCUGCGUUUGAAUGAGAGGUGAGUUGAAGUUGGUGUCUGAAUGUUCUUGUGUCUUGUCUUGUCUUGCCUUUUCUCGGCUGAUUCUGAAAGGUUGCAGUGGAAGUUAUUUGGGUUUUCAAGGGUGUUUUUGUGGUCCUAGGCUCAGUUUAACAGUUAAUGGACUUUAGUGAAACUUAUCAAGGUUUUCAAGGAUGCCUUUGGUUAUAGGGAUAGCUUAACAUGCAUCAUACUUUUAACAGGCUCAAGUGGAAGUUAUAGGGGUUUUCAAGGAUGUUUUCAUGAUUCUAGGGGUCCAUAUUUAGCAGGCUGUAAUGGAAGUUAGUGGGGUUUUUAAUGGUGUUUUUUUGUAUUUAGCAAGGAAUUGACACCUGUAACAAGCUGUAGAGGAAGUUUUAUGGACUUCCAAGGAGGUUUUCUUAAUUCUAGGAAUAAUGAAACAUAGAUUCUACAUUUUUAGUAGGCUGGAAUACAAGUUAUAGAGAUUUUCAAGGAUAUUUUCUUGAUUCUAGGUAUUGUUAAACAUGGAAUCUACACUUUUAGUAGGCUGAAAUGUAAGUUAUAAGGGUUUUAAGAGUAUUUUUCAUGUUUCUAGGGAUAGUUAAACAUUGAAUCUACACUUUUAGUUAACUAGAAUUAAGUUAUAGGAUUUCCAACGGUGUUUUCUUGAUUCUAGGGAUAAUUAAAGGUGCAGUACGCAUUGUCUGGGAAAAAAACACUCAUGAGAACCUGAAUAAUCAUGUCUGUGGCCUUUGAAAAUAGUCCUGGCAAGCCCAAACAGUUCCAAGAUACAGGUGUGCAUGAAAUCAGCAGACCAGUUCAUUCCUCAGUAUUUCAGAGAGUCAGCAUCUGGAGGAAGGUUUUGCUGGCAGGUUGAAAACAAAGCCCAUUCCCGUAUAUAUAUUUUCGUAACGUUAGAACCUCGUGUCAGCUCAAUGUCAGAGAGAGAGAGAGAGAGAGAGAGAGAGAGAGAGAGAGAGAGAGUGUUCUUUUCCCUAUUCAUGUGUAUGUAUGUAUGCAUUCAAGACCCCUGCCAAAGAAAACUUGAAUAUUUUGAAAGAACCAAGUACUUCAUUUGUAAAGUUUAUAACAGACAGGGAGCAAGCUUGGUGGCGUUUCUGUGUGUGUAGCUGUUAAUUACUAAGACCUCCAUGUGUGUGUGGCAGGUUAGUGGAUCAACAUAACUCUGUAGCAUGUUCCUGGUUCCUGCAAGGGGCCCAUUGUAGCCUUUGUAGUGGUGGGAAGGGAAGAUUUUAACUGGGGGUGGCAUUCAAGACCAAGCUCUGAAUGGGACUUAUGGCUCUUGGGAUGAAGUUGCAAUUUAUUUUUCCCCUUUUUGUGUGUAAUGUAGCCUUUUUUGUGUGUUGCAGCCUUUAUAAUGGGAAGGGAAGGUUUCAACAGGGAGUGGCGUUCAAGACCAAGCUCUGAAUGGGACUCGUGGCUAUUGGGAUGAAGUUACAAUUUAUUUUUCCCCUUUAUGGGUGUAAUGUAGCCUUUUUUGUGUGUGUGUGUGUUGUUGCCUCUAUAGUGGUUGGGAAGGGAAGGGUUUAACAGGUGGCAUUCAAGACCAAACUCUGAAUAGGACUUGUGGCUCUUGGGAUGAAGUUACAAUUUAUUUCUUCCCUUUUUUAUGUGUAAUGUAGCCUUUAUAGUGGCUGGGAAGGGACAGUUUUAAUACAGGGGCUGGUGACUUUUCAAUACCAAGGACUGAAUGGGAUCUCUUAACAUUUAGGAUAAAGUAAUGAUUGAUAUUUGUCUCUUUUUUCUAUUGGGUUUUUCAUCUAAGGGUUUGGUCAAGGUAUGAUAAAAAACAUUGGAUAGAAAAGGCUUACUAAAGGUGCCAGUCUGUAAAGAAGACAACUGCCAGCUCCUGUUUACAUUGUGGGAGGGAAGAAAUGCUUGUUGUUUAAGGAAGGAUACACUGGGGUGCGUUCUUGUGACUUGUGUGAGAGAGAUAGAAAGAGAUGCAGAGAAAAGGUUAGAUUUUUUUUCUUUUUUCUAUUUUUUAUUGCUGUUGUUUUUAUGGAGAGAAUUAUUUGUGUUUUGAGGAAGGAUAGCCUGGGAUUGGUUCUCGUAAUUGUUGUGGGGAGAAAGAAAUGCAGUAAAGAAGUUUGUGUGUUUUUAAAGUAAUCUUAAUGGGAAGGAAGAACCAUUUGUCUUUUUAGGAAGGAUGGACUGGGAUUGGUUCUUGUGAUUGUUGUGGGGGACAGAAACAUAAGAAAAGAAUGACUAAUUGAUUUUUUGUUAUAUAUAUUUCAACAGGGAUGAGUUAACUUCUUGCUGUGAGAGAGGAGAUGUGAUUUAGGGAGGAAUGAUGUUUGAAUAAGAGCAGAAGGAUGAUUGAAGGAAAGAAAAAAAAGAUUGGUGAUUGAAGUCAGUGGAGGAACAUUAUAAGGGAAACCAUUUGAUAUUGGAGAAAGGUACUUGUAAAUAUGAGAGAUGGAAUGUCUGUACAAGAAGGAAGGAAUAUGAAUGAGAGAUGAUUGAAAGGAAGAAAAAGAUCACUGAAGUGAGUAGUUUGUGGCAUGAGAGACGGAAUGUUUGUCUGUGUAAAGAAGGAAUAUGUUGAACUAAUUGAAGGAAUAUGAUUGAAAGGAAGAAAAUAGAUAAUUGAAGUAAGUUAAAGGCAUAUACUGAGAAGUGUGCUAUAUAAGGUGGCUGUUGGUGAGAGAAAAGAGAUGUUUAGUUGUUUAGAAAGGAAAGAAUGUGUUUAAAUAAGAGAAAGAAGAUUAUUUAACUGAGUGAAAGGAGAACCAGGGGAUAUUGAAAUAGCAUGGCUGUUGUAAGAGAAAAGAGAUGUUUAGUUGUUUAGGAAGAAAGGAAUAAAUUUAAAUAAGAGAAGAAGGAUAUUUGAAGGGAAGAAAAAAGAUAAUUGAAGAUAUUUACAGAGAAGUGUGUGAUGAAAAAAGAUAGUUAAAAAGAGAGAUGGGAUGGUUGUCUACAAGAAGGAAGGAAUAUGUUUAAAUAACGGAAGAAAGAAGAGGAUUAAAACGAGCAAAGGGCAUAAUGAAGAGAAACAUUUGAUACUGAAGCAAGAUAGAUUAGGAUCAGCUAAAAUUAAGUUCAUAAUACUAAGUUAAGGUCAGGGAUGCCAAAGGAUACUCAUCACAGGUCACUUGGGUUCACAUCCUACAAGAAACUUCAAAAACCUCACUUGUAUGCCAAAAAAAAACUCGAUGGAAAUACUCAAUGUAAUGAUAAGUGUUUUAGUCCUGUAGGUUAGUGAUAAGGAAGGUGUCGGAUCCUGUAGUAGUGUAUUUUUAAGGCAACUCGUCCAGACAGGCAGCAGGUAGCGUAGUAAAUGUAAGGAAAACAAAACAUUCCAUUAAAUUUCGUACUGCGUUUUUUGUUUCUUCUUUUUCCGGGGAAAUUUUGUAGAGGAAUAAAGCAGUAUUUUGUCUAUAUACUAGGGUCUUGUAUGGCAGGAUUCUGAGUGUAUGGUAGCGUAUGGGUGUUUUGUAUGAGAGCAAGUGUAUGUGGUGUGUGUGUGUGUGUGUGUGUGUGUUAGUUUGGAUAAUUUCUUUGAGCUUGUCGUGUGUUUGGAUUAAUUUUGUGUGUGUGUGUGUGUGUGUGUGUGUGUGUAUGUGUGUGUGUGUGUGUGUGUGUGUACAUGUGUGUGCAGGAAAAGAUGAUGUAUGAGUGUUGGUUAGGGCAGUGUGUUAGUGUGUCUGCUUUUUAAUUAUUCAGAGUGUGAAUGAGGCAGUUUUGAGUGUGUGUGUGUGUGUGUGUGUGUGUGUGUGUGUGUGUGUGUGUGUGUGUGUGUGUGUGUGUGUGUGUGAGAGAGAGAGAGAGAGAGAAGAGUUGUAAUCUCAUAUUCCACAACUCUGUAAAUGAAAAUGAGAUUAGAAAAAACAAUAAACAGGAAAUUUCACAAGAGAGAGAGAGAGAGAGAGAGAGAGAGAGAGAGAGAGAGAGAGAGAGAGAGAGAGAGAGAGAGAGAGAGAGAGAGAGAGACCACAACAUAGCAUAGAGUCCACAAAAUGAACCAUAGCAUAUCACACUCUUGUAUUCCACACCCAGCUUUUUAUCCCCUUCCCUUCCCUUCUCCUUCCCUUCCCUUCCCUUCCCUUCCCUUCCCUUCCCUUCCCUUUCCUUCCCCUUCAUCUUCCCCUUCCCUCUUACCAUUCUCUCUUUUCCUUCCUCUUCUUUCUUCUUUUCCUUCUCUCUCCAUUCUUCCCACUUCUCCUUCCUUCUUCCUCUUCCUUCUUCCUGUUACCUCUUCCCUUUCCCUUCCCUCUCCUCUUUCUUUUCCCUCUUCUCCCUUCCUCUUACUUCUUCCCUCUUCCUUUGUCCUUUUCCUUCUUUCUUUUCUUCUUCCUCUUCUCUCUUCCCCUUCUCUCUUCCCCUUCUCUCUUCCCCUUCCCUCUUCCCCUUCUCUCUUCCCCUUCCCUCUUCCCCUUCCUCUUUCCUCUUCUCCAUACCUCUUCCUUCUCCCCACUUCUCAUUAUUACUUCCCCUUCAUACUUUCCCUUCCUUCUCUAUCCCUCUCUCCUCUUCCCUCUUUCCUCUUCCCCUUUUAUUUUCCCUCUUCCAUCCAACCACUGGCCCUUUCCCUCUUCCUUCCCCUCUUCCCCCUUCCCUCUUACCCUUCCUCAUCACGUCUUAAUGGAAUGUCAUUUGGUGCUGCUGCUGCUGCUGCUGCUGCUGCUACUUAUAACUAAUAUUCAGCGUAUGCUAAGCUCAUUCUAAGCUUACUCAUGUGUUACAGCUUAAGCUUGUUCUGGGAUGAUGUGUGUGUGUGUGUGUGUGUGUGUGUGUGUGUGUGUGUGUGUGUGUGUUUUAGAUAUUUUUGUUUUUUCUGUUUUGUUUAUUCUUUUCUGGUGAUGUAAUUCUUUGUUAUUGUUGUUCAUGUGUUUGUUUUGUUUUGUUUCGUUAUUAGGUUAAGUGUUAUUGUCUUGAUUUUCAUUGGGUUGUGUUAGGUUAGGUUGUGUUGGGUUGGGUUGUGUUGUGUUAGGUUAGGUUGCAUUGAGUUGGGUUGUGUUAGGUUGGGUCAUGUUAGGUUAGGUUGCAUUGGGUUGUGUUAGAUUAGGUUAUGUCAGUUUCCUCUCGGUCAUUUCUCUCAGUCAUUUCAGAGUCUUCAUGGAGAAAUGUAUCAUGGUUUUUUUGAGUGACUGCCUGAAAAGAAGAAAAAUGAGGAUGAAACUAUGCAUUUGUUGUUUUCAUUUUUUUUUGUUUGUUUUGUGUUUUGUUUUUGAGUGUAUGGUGCAAAUGUCAAUACUUACACACACACACACACACACACACACACACACACACACACACACACACACACACACACACACACACACACACACACACACACACACACAUCAUCAGUCUUUUUGCAAAUAUCCAUAGCUUACUUUUUAGGCAUUUUUACUCUUCAUAGUCGACUUAGCAAUCUAGUGAACUUAAGACUACUCACUCCUCCUCACUUGUCACUUUCUUGUAUCUGCACUUCGACGUUUCUUAAGAGAUGUACUUGUAACUUUUAGACUCGUGCGUACUGCCAGUCAGGCCCACAGAAUUUUUAUACACCCCAGGAUAGACAAGAAUAACUGUAUUUCUGAAGGCUGGAAGGAUAAGGGUACUGAAGAAUUGAAUGGCUGGUUAAGUCUCCCCUCACAAAGAUAAGAAAACUGAUCAAGGUCCAUUUAAUUGAUAUAGCUAAGAGUGUUUGGUUUGUCUCCCUGUCCGACUGACGCUAUAUAACGGUGAUUAGUUUAGUUACCCAUCAAAGAAAUAAGAAAACUGAUUAAGUAUAGUUUAGUUUCACAUCAGAAAAAUAAGAAAACUGAUUGAGAUCCUUUUAAUUGAUAUAGCUAAAAGAGUUUGGUCUGACUGACACCAUAUAACCAUCAGAUGAGUGACUGAGGUUUGCUUAAUUGAAAAACAGUAGAAAAGCUAAUCUAACUAAACUUUACUAUCUUAAACUAAACUGAACUAACAUUACCCUAACAAAAAAGAUAGUAAAGCUUAUCUAACUUGAACUUUACUAAUUUAAAUUAAAGUAAACUAACUUUACUCCCACAAAAUAAGUAGGAAAGGUAAUCUAACUUAACUAUUGCUAACUUAAACUAACCAGAAGCAAUAUUACUCACCCAAAAAAAUAAAUAGAAUGGUAAACUUUUAUGUGAUAUAGAAAUUAAACUUAAAACAGUCAUAUAAUUUGAAAUGGACAUGAUAUUUGAGUGAAGUGUUAAUAGAUGAAUGAGAAAAAGCCACAAGAAUUGAAUAAAUAGUGGCAAACUUAUACAUGAUAAAAAAAAAAGACAAAAAAGAUCAUAUAUUUUGAAAUGGACAAAAUAUUUGAGUGAAGCAGUAAUGGACAAACAGGGGAAAGCCACAAGAAUUAAAUAGGGUAGCAAACUUACACAUGACCCAAAGAUUAACAAAAAAAACAAUCAUAUCUUAAAACGGACGAGAUAUUUGAGUGAGGCGUUACUGAGACAGGUGCGGGAGACAAAUAGGUGCCAAUGCUCACAAAAGAAAUACUACCACUGUGUUUGUGUCAGCUUGAAGUACGAGAAAGGUGUUUGUACAUGUAAGUAGCGUAGCAUUUCAGACCGUACAGCUUCCUUUGGGGUGGAGAAGGUUGCUCACAAAAAAAGACAUUUAGACAUAUUUGUUUAGAUUGACGUAGAGAGAGAUAUAUAUAUAUAUAAAAAAAAAAGGUGUUUAUAUAUAGAAUUAAAUGGCUUUUUUGGCUUUUAUUAUUAAGAGGUUUUAAGCUCAUGAGAAAUGUUAGGUGUGUAUUUGGAUCGUAUUCUGAAACAUUUCCGCUCUGCACCUCCCCUAUGUUCAAAAGGCUCUAGUUGAAGUGACAUGGGUGUUUAAGGGUGUUUUUGUGUUUCUAGUCACAGAUUUAUAAGAUUUCUACAUUAUUAACAGGAGAAACACCCUUGAGGACCCGGCUUAUCAUCACUAUAGCGUUUGAAAAGAGUCAUGGUGAAGUUAUAUAAGUUUCCAAAGGUGUUUUUAUGUUUGUAGUGACAGAUUAACAACAUUUCUAUAUUAUUAACAGAAGAAACACCCUUGAGGACCCAGUUUAUUAUCACUAUGGCCUUGGAAAACAGUCGAGGUGAGAGAGCAGAGUGUUUCGGAAUACAAACCUUUCUGUGGAAAAAAAGGUGUUUAUAUGACUUAAUGUAUAAUUAUAUAUAUUAGAUUGUUGCUUGAUCAGGAUUGAUAAUUAGUGAAAGGUAACAAGACAAUAAUGAAGGUAAGGUGUUUGCAUGUAGUGUCUGCAGUGUGCUGGAGUGGUUGUGCCUCACUACCUUAAUUACCAGCAUUAGUCGUUAAGCCUGCAGGUAACAAAUUUUUCCCUCUUUGACCUUUUCUUUUUUCCUCAUGAUCAGCGAUGAUUCAUUAGGCAUACACUUAAUUCAGACUUUAUUUAUUUAUUCUUUUUUUGUGUUUGAUUUCUUUUUCUCUCUAUAUUAAUGUUAUUUGUUUAUUUAUUUAUUUAUUUGUUUGUUUAUUUUAUUUUAUUUUAUUUUAUUUUAUUUUUUUUACAUCCCUGUACUAGACUCCUAUAUUUUUCUUUCCCUUUUCCAAUUUUUUUUUUUUUUUUAGAUAUAUUCUUGUACUUGGCUUUUAAAUAUCUGAGUAUUCAUGAAAAGGAUAUUAAUGCCAUUUUUUUUUUUUUUUUUCUGUUAAUUUUUCUUCACAUAAUCAUCAGCAGUUAUUUUUAGACAUUUCUGAAAUAUUUGUGUAUCCCAAAGAUGACAAAAUUAAUCUCAUAUUCUCCUUUUUCUUUUCUUUUUUUUAUUUUACUUAAUUUAUUCAUUUACUGUUUUGCAUAAUCAACAAUUUAACUUUUUUUUCACUAGUCUUAAAUAUUUGAGUUUCCCCAUAAGAGACAAACUUAACCCCAUUUUCUUUCUCUCUCUCCUUUCUGUCCAUGGCAAAAACACACAAGUCUCCCUGAAUAUUUAUAAUGGCAAUACCAGUGGAAGUAUCAAAGGUCUUAUUUUUAGCUCUUCCUUUUGACCGAGCCAUUAGGUUAGAAAGGAAUAGAAAACAGAUAGGAUAGGAUAGAUAUAAGGUGGAUGAAUGAAAAGUGACAUAGGCUAGAGUAAGGAUAGGUUAGGAUAAGGUAGAGUGGACUAGAUAGAAUGUAAGUUGGAAUAGAAAAGAAAAUAGAUAGGAUAGAUAUAAGAUGUAGGAAUGAAAAGUGACAGAGUAGGUUAAGAAGAGGUUAGGAUAGGUUAGACUUAUUAAGGCAGAGUAGAAAAGAAUAGAAAAUAAAUAGUUUUUGAUAGAUUGAGGGAAUAGGAGUGAAAAAUUACAUAGGACAUAAUAAAAGAUAGGACUUAGUAUAGAAUAGACAAAGCAAAGUAGGGUAGGAAAGAAUAUAAGAUACAUAAGUCAGGAUAGAUAUAGGGAAUAGGAAUGAAAAAUAACAUAGGACAUAAUGCAGACAGGGUAGGAUAAGCUGUAGUAAUGACUGAACAAAGUAAGGUAGGGUAGAAAUCGAUAGAAAAUAAAUAGUUUAUGAUAGGUAUUUGGGAUAGAUGUGAAAGUUGACAUAGGACAUAACAAGGAUAGGAUAGGAUAAAGUACUGCAGACUAAAUAAGAGGUACAGUAGACCAGAUAAAAUGUAAAUUAGGUAGAAGAGAAUAGAAAGUAGAGAUAGAUAGGAGUGAACUUGAGGAAUAGAUGCAGUAGUGUAGAUUUAAACAGGUAAUGUUUAGACAGGUAAAUAGAAGGCUGGGUAAGAUGAUGCACUAAUGCCAAGUGUAUUUACAGACUUUUGAGUAAGAUUGAGUAAGCUUUUCUGGUAUUACAAGUAUUAAUGUGUCGUUCAAUUGCUUUUGAAUUAAUGUAUGUGAGAGAUUACUGGUUUAUUUAGUUUUGGUGAUGUACUGAAGAGAAUACAGCAGAAUAGUAUUACGAAUGAAAACGCUGCAUAAUUUCAUUCAGUUAUUGGGAGUGAGUGUGUUGCAAUGACAGAGAACCAGUAGAAGAUGAGAAUUAGUUUUGCAAGGGGAAAUGUCACAACACACAGGCUGGUAUUGUGUUGCGAAGGACACACACACACACACACACACACACACACACACACACACACACACACACACACACACACACACACACACACACACACACACACACACACACACACACACACACACACACACACACACACACACACA
Molecule: messenger RNA, 11321 nt
Organism: Scylla paramamosain (green mud crab)
Lineage: Eukaryota; Metazoa; Arthropoda; Malacostraca; Decapoda; Portunidae
Product: protein wntless-like
Exons: 10
Coding region: 124-1788 (554 amino acids)
Biological process (GO): Wnt signaling pathway; Wnt protein secretion; intracellular protein transport
Cellular component (GO): endomembrane system; organelle membrane
Molecular function (GO): Wnt-protein binding
Source: RefSeq, a predicted model, not a curated record